Molecule: messenger RNA, 4216 nt
Organism: Protopterus annectens (West African lungfish)
Lineage: Eukaryota; Metazoa; Chordata; Ceratodontiformes; Protopteridae
Gene: GALNT2
Product: polypeptide N-acetylgalactosaminyltransferase 2
Exons: 16
Coding region: 246-1919 (557 amino acids)
Cellular component (GO): Golgi apparatus
Source: RefSeq, a predicted model, not a curated record
GCUUCCUGCUUGCUGGAAUCAGUCAGUGGAACUGGAGCGGUGAUUGAUUCGUGUAUGGAGUGUGUAGUAGUGCAAACAAGAGAGAGAGGAAGUGUAUGUACUUGAAGUGAGUGAGAGGGGGAGACGGAGAAAGAUAGUAAGAAGGCGGUGGAAGAAGAGGAGGGAGGUAGAAAGGGGCGGUGAGGCGUCUGGUGCUUUUCGCGUAGUAUUUCUGAUCGGUAUUCUGAGCACAUCAAGCCAACAGAAUGAGGAAGAAAUCCCGCAUUCUCUUAUGUUUCGCCUUCCUUUGGGUGUUAGGAAUCGCUUAUUAUUUUUUCUCUGGAGCGACUCUAAGUCGAAAGGAGGAGUGGAAUGAUAUUCAGCAAGGAAAGAAAGAACCUCUUGACAGUGGCAAGCCUUCAUCUAUGGACACACUACCACCAGGCAAAGUACGCUGGCAAGACUUUGAUCAGGAUGCUUAUGUUGGCAGCACUGCGGUUCGACCUGGUCAGGAUCCAUAUGCUCGGAAUAAGUUCAACCAAGUGGAAAGUGACAAACUGCGAAUGGACAGGAAUAUUCCAGAUACUAGACAUGAUCAUUGUCGGCGAAAGCAGUGGCGCACAGACCUACCAGCAACCAGCGUGAUAAUCACAUUUCAUAAUGAAGCCAGGUCUGCCUUACUCCGAACUGUUGUAAGUGUUCUUAGAAAAAGUCCAUCGAAUUUGAUCAAAGAACUCAUCCUGGUCGACGACUACAGUGACAGUGCGGAGGAUGGUGCCUUACUGGCAAAAAUUGAGAAAGUACGGAUCCUACGAAAUGAUCGCCGUGAAGGACUGAUGCGCUCACGGGUGAAAGGAGCAGAUGCAGCUCAGGCCAAGGUCCUGACCUUCCUUGACAGUCACUGUGAAUGCAAUGAACAUUGGCUUGAGCCUCUCCUGGAGAGAGUAGCGGAGGAUAGGACAAGAGUUGUGUCACCAAUUAUUGAUGUCAUCAACAUGGACAACUUCCAGUAUGUAGGAGCUUCAGCUGACUUGAAAGGCGGAUUUGAUUGGAAUUUGGUCUUUAAGUGGGAUUACAUGACACCGGAACAAAGAAGAGCAAGGCAAGGGAAUCCAGUAACACCAAUUAAAACCCCAAUGAUAGCUGGUGGGCUGUUUGUGAUGGAUAAAGCAUACUUUGAAGAGCUUGGCAAAUAUGAUAUGAUGAUGGAUGUCUGGGGUGGAGAAAAUCUAGAGAUCUCAUUUCGUGUUUGGCAGUGUGGAGGAAGUCUUGAAAUCAUCCCUUGCAGUCGAGUAGGCCAUGUUUUCCGCAAGCAGCAUCCAUAUACUUUCCCUGGUGGAAGUGGUACAGUGUUUGCCAGAAACACUCGACGGGCAGCUGAAGUAUGGAUGGAUGAAUAUAAAAAUUUCUAUUAUGCAGCAGUGCCUUCAGCUAGAAAUGUCCCAUAUGGCAAUAUUCAGAGUCGUCUAGAAUUAAGGAAGAACCUGAAGUGCAAUUCUUUCAAGUGGUACCUUGAAAAUGUCUACCCGGAACUAAGGGUUCCAGAUCACCAGGACAUAGCGUUUGGAGCUUUGCAGCAAGGAACCAAUUGCCUUGACACUCUGGGGCAUUUUGCAGAUGGUGUUGUAGGAAUUUAUGAGUGUCAUAAUGCUGGCGGAAAUCAGGAGUGGGCCCUAACUAAAGACAAAUCAGUGAAGCAUACAGACUUGUGUCUUACUGUUGUAGACCGAUCACCUGGUUCCCUGAUAAAAUUGGAAGGGUGCAGAGAAAAUGACAGUAGGCAGAAAUGGGAGCAGAUUGAAAACAACUCAAAGUUGAAACAUGUGGGCACUAACCUUUGUCUAGAUAGCAGAAAUAACAGAAAUGGUGGCCUUACAGUAGAAGUUUGCGGUCCAUCGCUUACCCAACAGUGGAAAUUCACACUUAAUCUGCAGCAAUAGUAGGAAAUUAAAAUGCUGGCAAGGUCUGGACUCAUUUGCCUGGUUGUGUUUGUCAAUACAAAAUUUUCCAUGGAACUAUAUACCUCAGUAUUCCAACUUUUUGUGGAAGUAAUAAAAUGUGGCGAAUGUAUGUAAGCCAGUUAAAAGCAAUGGCUAACAUUUCACAAUAAUAAGUGCAAUCGCUGUGGGAAGUGUGCUUCAGGUAGUUGAAAGCACUGGUUCCUUACUGGCUUAAUUUGGUACCUGAACACCAGUAAAAUGCAAAGCUGUGCUCUUAAGACUGAUUAGGAGCAUGUGAUCUGUGAUCUAUGUAUACAUGAAAAUCAUCAAAAGCUAGAGACGUUUGUACAUCAUUUUAAAUUUGUUCCUAACCACAUUAUUCCACUCCCAGACGUUUAAGUGUAUUCAAGGCUUGGAAUUACAUUUUUAUGGUAAAUGAAGAAAACUUUAGAUUUACAUAUUCUUUCUACUGAAAAAAAAAAAAAAGAAAACUGAUAAUAUUGGUCUGAGUCAUGGCAGACUGAUUUUGAAUGUUGAAGAAAAAUAUGGGAACACUAAAGUGGAUCAAUAUUUUGUAUAAAAGCAAAGACUGAUGCUACUGAGAACAGGAUGGUCUCUAAUAGACUGGAUGCAGCUACCACAGUAGAAAACAGUUCAGUGCUGCUUUGUUUUGUAAGGGUACAUCCUCGUGUUGUACCCAUGGGGGAAUGCAGUUCAGCACAAGUGGCUUCCCGGAUUUUCUUGCAGCCACUAAAAUAAAUGAGAUGUUUGCAAACUGACUUAAUGGGGGUAGUAUCCGCCAGUGUGCAUUACUGACAGGGCACUUCUGUACAGUAGUAAUGUUUUUGUGUACAUGUGCCUUGCUAUUUUGUUUAUCUUUGUAACACACAUUGCUCUGUUUGUCAUCCAGACUUGGCAUUUAGAGUUUUUUGAUAAUAUUUGUACUUACAAGCAAAGAGGUUUAGCUCAGUAUAAUAUGUAACAUGGAUAAGAUCCAUAUUGAAGGUAUGUAUACAAGUACAUAUUUACGUGCUGAAGUCUUGAUCUGUGUGAGUGUAUGUGUACAUAUGUAUGUAUACAUUAUAUAUGCAUAUAUGUAUAUGCGUACAUGUAUGUGUGUUUAUGUUAGAGUAUUCUGAAGUGUUAACUAAAAAAUGAUUAGAAUAUGGUGUUAUAUAGCAGUGUUUAAUUUGUAGAAGUCUGUGCCCCCAAAUGCAGGUCUGAUUUAAAUUUCCCUUUUACUGAUCAUUUCACCAUGGGAUUGGGAACAUGACUACAACAUACCAACUCACUAUGAAUAAUCAUUGUUUUUGAAUGUUGCUUUUAGUUGUUGCCACGUUCUGUUCUUUUUUAAUAGGUAGUAUAUGUAUAGAAUAUUUAGUCAAAACUGAGCUAGACAUCAGGAUAUAAAGCAAGAUGUAUGAUUUAUAGCUGUAGUAGUUCAACUUUCACACAUAUGUUAAAAUUGAAUGAGGUGCCAUAUUUUAAAUUGUAAAAAUUUCUGUUUCUGCCAUCAGUUAUUUUUUGUGUGUGUGUGUGUAUAUAUAUAUAUAUAUAAUAUGUGUGUGCGCGUGCAUCUGUGUGUGUCUAUAUAUAUAUAUAUAUAUAUAUAUAUAUAUGUGUGUGUGUGUGUGUGUGUAUAUAUAUAAUAUAAUAUAUAUGCACACACACACAUUUGUGUAUGCGUGUGGUUUUGUACCCUGUUUAUGUCAACAGUUGCAGACUGAGUCUUACCCUAACAUGAUUACAUAUGAAUAAUUCUAAGAGUGUUUAGGUUUAGGUGCCAUACCUUUUUACACUGAGUAGUAAAUUUGUAUUAAGCGGAUUCAUUUUAGUGUUGAGUAAUGAGUUUUUAUGAAUCAGUUCAAUGUUAGCAGAAUGAGUGCUGAUGUAUUUAAUAGCAGUGGUGGUAGUAUUUUUGUAGCCCACUGUUUCUUGCUGUUAAAUAAGGGGACACAGCUCUUAUUCCUCCCACCCUGUCACUAGACCAUAAAUCUGUUACGUAAUUAACAGAUGUACAUUUGUAGCCCUGCAUUCCUACACCUAUUUAGUAGUGAAAGAUAUUUUCCAGUAAUUAUUUCUGAUAUUCAGCUAGAUGAAAUACUUGUUGGUAUGGUGCUCAAACCCAGCAGCAAGAGGUAUUUAUGCUAUAGCACAACCACUGUGUGCUGAACUGCAACAAUGCAGAGACUGGUUUAACUGAUGUGAUGUUUACAUAACAUAGUGUGCCAAAGUUGUUUACUAUGAUCUGUGGUUUUCACUUUAGCAAAUAAAAUUCACAAGAUUAUCCUGUUAAA